GAUUGGUCAGCGUGUGUUCUCUCCAAUGUUUGUAAAUUGUAGUACGGAGACACGGCUGUGUAGAUCUCAGCGCGCAAAUGUAUUUUCUAAUGUUGAUAAACCUUCCUUGUUUGGAUUGUAUUUAAAAAAUACUGGUCUUUAGAAAUAGCGGGAUCGAAAAUCUUGCGACGUUGUGGAUCUUAAGGAACCGAACAAGGCAGAAAGAGAGACUAUAAUGGUCCUUAGUCAGAUGGAUGCCGGUAAAGCUUUGACGGCGGCAGCAGCCAAAGGAAAUACAAGCGAGGUGCUGAGGAUCCUGGAGGAAUGCAGAGUGCAUCCUGAUACUCUCAAUGAAUUUGGCAGGACUGCGCUACAGGUGAUGAUGAUGGGGAACUCCAAGAUCGCCAGUUUGCUGUUGGAAAAAGGAGCAGAUCCCAACGUGCAGGACAAACACGGGAUAGCGCCCAUCCAUGAUGCAGCCCGGACAGGAUUCCUGGACACUGUGCAGGUUCUGGUGGAGUACGGCGCUUUGGUAAACAUCCCGGACCAGAGUGGUGCCCUGCCUAUCCACAUCGCCAUCCGAGAAGGCCACCGUGAUGUCGUGGAGUUCUUGGCGCCACGGUCUGACCUGAAGCAUGCCAACAUCAGCGGUCAGACAGCGAUAGACGUGGCCCGAGCUUCACGUGUGCCUGAUAUGAUUGACUUGCUUUUCGCUCACAUUCAUAGUUAGUCAGAAGUCUGUGUGCGGGGUGCUUUCUGGGUGACCCUAACCUAACUUUUUUUGCUUCAAACCUGGUGACUUGAAUUCAUUGCUGUGUAAAGGAUUCUUUAUUUUUUUUUUUUUUUUUUGUUUGUUAAUAGUGGCUCAGCAUUAAUAUGUGACACAGGACAUAUUGUCUUGGCAGCUUAUUUUCAUUGGAUAGGUGGCUAUAUACAGUAGACACCUCUUUUGCACAGUGCAAUUUAGGCACCUAUAUGUUUUCCCUAUUAAUUGGGAGUGCACAUUUGUAGAUAGUUCCCCCAGUGUUUUGUAAUCAUUGCCUUAUUUCCAUUGUGUAUGAAUUGUAACAGUUGAUACAUUGUAUGUGUUUUUAACCAUUUCUACAAAACUUGACAUGGUGCACCCUGAUUGCUUUUCAUAGUUUUGUUUCUCUUGUUACCUUCUCUCUAUUAAAUGUACUUAGACUUUGAAUUUACUCUUAUUUAUUGUUGGAAUAAGACUGAAUAUUCCUGUGACUUUGUAAAUAGCAACAUUUAUUGUGAUUUGUUGAAAUGUUAUUUAUAUAAAUACUUAUACAAAAGUGAGAUUAUUCACUUUGCUAUUUGAAGAAGAAAACACAAAAUAAAAGUGUUGAACUUGA
Micropterus dolomieu (smallmouth bass) is the source of this 1340-nucleotide messenger RNA. RefSeq names its product cyclin-dependent kinase inhibitor 2D (p19, inhibits CDK4) (gene cdkn2d). Bases 215 to 709 code for a protein of 164 amino acids. Gene Ontology annotation, biological process: regulation of cyclin-dependent protein serine/threonine kinase activity; negative regulation of cell population proliferation. Lineage: Eukaryota; Metazoa; Chordata; Actinopteri; Centrarchiformes; Centrarchidae. The transcript has 3 exons. Gene Ontology annotation, molecular function: protein kinase binding; cyclin-dependent protein serine/threonine kinase inhibitor activity. The record is from RefSeq and is a predicted model, not a curated record. Gene Ontology annotation, cellular component: nucleus.